Talaromyces stipitatus ATCC 10500 is the source of this 2167-nucleotide messenger RNA. RefSeq lists its product as uncharacterized. The record is from RefSeq and is a predicted model, not a curated record. The transcript has 3 exons. Bases 1 to 1431 code for a protein of 476 amino acids. Lineage: Eukaryota; Fungi; Ascomycota; Eurotiomycetes; Eurotiales; Trichocomaceae.
AUGCCCACCCACGGCCAGCACAAACAGCAACAACCACGCCGGAUCCUAGAAAAGUCUCGGACAGUGCGCCGAAGAUACCAAAGAUCGAACAAACGCUUCGAAUUUACCGCGUCCCAAAUCGAACAGAUUGAAAGGGAAGAAGAGCGAGAGAAGAAAGCCAAACAACUCCGGGAAAGAGAGAAAAGGAAGUUAGCGAAUAAGAAGAAGAGAGCUGAAAAGGAAGCUAAACAACGUGAAGAACGAAGAAGAUUGGGGAUUCCGGAUCCGAAUACGGUCAAGAUUCCGGCUAGUCAGCCUUUGCUGGUGAAUUUCCUUGGGGCGAGGAGGAAUAGUAAGCUGGAUGAAGUGAAAGGACAAAUCCAAGAAGAAGCGGAAGAUUUUGGAACAAACCUGGAGCCAGAAAAUUCGGAAGGAGAGGAAUUGGAUGAGUCUGGAGAUGAUGGACAUGGUGAUCACCACAUUUCUCCUGUACAGGAGGAGGCGGAUGUGUUACAACAGCAGCAACAACCCAGUAAGACAGAAGAAGCAGUUAAUUGCGUCUCGGAAGACUUCAGUGACCUUGAAACUGAGCUCGGAGAUGACUUGUUGGAUGACAUCGAUUUGGAAAAGCAUAUUGCAAGCAUAGAGAACAGCCAAAAAAGUUUGAACUCUUCUGCUACAACACAUAACGCUAUACAAACACAAGUACCAGCGCAAAGUAUGUUAGAGGCCCCGCCCGCUGUGAACAGUCUCAGCGAGUCUUUCGAAGACGACACAUCUCUUCUGCUGCAAACUCUUGAUCCUACCAUUCUUGAAAAUUUUGAGAAUCCCAAGCCGACGGCGGUCUCGCAUGAUCUCAAUAAGACGAAAGGUUUAGAUGCAGAACCAGUGACGCAUCCUGUUGUUCAAUCUUCUUCGGCGCCGAUACAUGCUCUACCAAAUGUCAAAACUGUUAAUACACAAUAUGUGAGCCAUAUUGCCAACAAUUUGACUCCGACAAAAUUCAGCCAUGCAUCGCGGAAUACUACCUUGGGCACAUCCGCCCAUCAGCCUUCACCAAAGGUCUGGGCACCAAAUCAACAGCCUGUCCAGAAGCAGCAAUUGGAAUGCCCUAAUAUCAAUAAAAAUGUGAACAGUGCAUCGAUCUACAGCGCGCCAUCUGUGGACGCUUUCAAAAAGUCGGUGGCAGUAGCGUCGUCUUCUUUGCAGCAAAGAGGCCAUCUCCAUUCAUUACCGGAGAAAUGUGUCAACCAAGAUACGAAGACCCUUCUGGCUGAAAAAUCAUAUCCUCAAUCAUACGUCGAUGUAGAAGACGAAUUUGGCGACUUGCCUCUAUCAACGCAAGACGUGAGAGAUCUUGAUAUGAAUCGUACGAUUGUGGGAGAUAUUGCACAAAAUGGGAGACCAUUCCCAACAUAUAGCGAUGUUCUCCUCGAGGAACUUGGGCAAUAACACCGGGUUUGCUAUGCAUGCUGUUGGUCGUUAUGCGCGUCAUUAUCAUCAUCAUCAGAACUAAAAUCUUCUUCAGCAACUGGGAAUGUCAAAAGUGCAGCAACGCCACCCAAUCCCUCGAGUCGCUUCCCACUUUCGUGAUCUGAGCUCAAUACGCGAACUUCUCCGCCUUCAACUUCGCGCACACGAUCAACUAGCCCAACCCAGCGCUUCCGCUCGGCCACAUCUUGCGAACGGAAUAAUCUGUUUGAGAUUAUGAGAACGCCUCCACCUCUCCCAACAGCGCCUUGGUCUACAGCGUGUUCGACUUCUCGAGGUCCGUAGGUUGCUUUGUUGGUGUCCUUGCGCAAGUGGUCUAGAAAGUCGUCCAUUAACUUUGUUUCUCGUGCGUACUUGGUAUCUGACAGCAGCGUUCGGACGGACGGUGACUGAAGAACUUCGGAGAGAGAAUGGAGAUAUCCAGAAGCCGAGUGCACUACCACGAUACUCGGUAAAAGUCUCUUUAAAGAAGGCAUGUUUGUCGAGGCGGCGGAUUGAAUAUACUUCUGGAAGCCUGCUGCGACAAAUCCUGGCGAUGCUAGGAGGAUCGGCCUCGACGAGUCGUCGUUAUUGUUGCUGGAUGUUAUAUUUGUAUUGAACUCUAUUUGGCGGAGCAGUGUGUCUAAGGUGACUUGAAAGAAUUUUGAUAGUCCCUUUGUAUAAUGUUAAGUCCAGCUCUAUUGGAUCUUUCAAGAAG